Molecule: messenger RNA, 1845 nt
Organism: Penicillium vulpinum
Lineage: Eukaryota; Fungi; Ascomycota; Eurotiomycetes; Eurotiales; Aspergillaceae
Exons: 2
Coding region: 1-1845 (614 amino acids)
Source: RefSeq, a predicted model, not a curated record
AUGAGUUUAGAUCGUAUCAUUCAGGAUUCGGAUGAGGACGAACCCCUUGAGGGGGAUGACCUCCCUACCUCUGUCAAACCUCUCCAGCCCUCUCAGCCCGCAUUGCACCAGGAAUAUCAACAAGCCCCCGCCAAACAGGCGACCCACAAUGCAGUGCAAGAACACGGUCCUGCUCUGGAUGAAAGCACAUUCUCACAGCUGAACGUCAAUUUCGAUGAGUUCCUCCAAUCGCAAGAAAGGAACCACUCAAUGCUAUCAUCGUCGCAGCAGCGGCUCGAGGACAAAUGGAUCCCCUCAACCAGUGAUGGUGGAAGUGGGUCGGUUGGCGCCAUGAUGACGGAGAUUGGAAUUGCCCAGAGAAGGCUUCUGGACGACGACCCUUCAAGUGCAAGCCUCAUGUUCCCUUCUACAACCGCGCCGUACUCGACAGAAUCAUUUCAGUCCGCGCCGUUUCCUACCAUACCAAGUUACCACUCAUAUCAGAUGGCCCAACCGACGAGUAAUAGCUUCACAUACAACCCAGCAUCAAUUAGCGUCUAUGUCGAUGCAAAUCAGACUUUGUUGCCCACCAAACAGAGUACUGAUGACUUAACUUCCCCUGACACCACUAAUCCAAUGGCUUCGCCUCCGAAAAUUGUCCCUCACCAAGCCAUCGAGCCCUCCAUGGAACAGAAGAACCCACUCUCAAACCCACCCCAAGAAGCCUCACAGCCCAAGUCUCAGCAGACGAGUCUCUGUUCUCCUCAUGACACCGAGCCUAUAUCCUCCGUUGCAUCUAUGCGAUUCAGCGAAGCAAAGAUCACUACUGCUGGAACCAGUCUUGUUUCCCCACAGCAAUCUCAGUCAAGCACGCACGACGAGCUCGCUCUCCCAGCUAUCCCAACAACUGUGCCAGAGAUCGAGACGCCCGGUGCAAAGAAGAAGCGAAGAAGACCCAAGAAACAACCGAUGCCAGAUAACGACGAAGACGAUGAGCUAGCUAACUCUCGGGACCACGAGUUCAAUGCCGCUGGCGUAAAUGGUGCGAUUGAACCCUCCGAUGGCGAAGAGAUCACGGAAGAUAAUACCCCGUCCUCGAGCGGAGUCCCCGAUGAGACUGACGAAGAAAAUCUAGAUGCAGCCCCCAAGCCUGCAAAAUCAGGACUCAAGGAGCCGAAAAAGAAGAAAGCCAAAAAAACCAAAACAUCACCCACACCUCAGCCCGAUGAUAACGAUGACGAUGUGAUAUGGGUGGACACGAAGCCUCAUAGCAUGGAACCUUCAGUCGAGAAAGCAACUCCGCUGCCAGAAACCCCACAGGCCCUAAUACAGGGUUUAGACUCUAAUGUUUUCGACUCAAACCCCCCUGUUGAUCCGCAGCUAUCGAUUCCCGCAGUCGAGGAGACGCAAAAGGUCGAAAAACCAGCACCCAAGAAACGCGGACGCAAGCGAAAGCAGACAACUGAUCAAGCGGAAACGCCAUCAGAGUCUGCUGAUACACCCGAACCAAACAAGCUGCCUUCCGGAGCCCAGACUCCUGCGUCAAAGUUGGCGGUCGUUGUCAACAAUAGCCCUAGGUCUAUGCUGGAAGCUGAUACCGGUAACAACGAUGUAUCUGCUAUUCAAAGCAACGGCCAGAAGCUCAAUCCACUUCCUGGUCCUGAUCCUCUCCCUGAAACUACAAUUGAUACCCCCCAGCCUCAGACUCCCUUGAAGUCCGAUGCUGCGUCUGUCAAUACACCUCAAAACACAGGCAAGGGCCCGAAUAAGCACAGCCCAAUCUCGGCGCGGAGUGGGGUGCCUUACCGUGUGGGAUUGAGUAAGAGGGCGAGGAUUGCGCCGUUGCUUAAGAUGGUACGGAAAUAG